AUGAUGAUAGACAAAGCUAUGCUAGAUGAUACUGGUGCCGCUCAUUUUCCUCUUGAACAUACCCAUGGAACUAUGCUUCUCAUGGAUGAACCUCCACCUGCAUAUGAAGAUCCGAAGAUCGACUUUAGCAGUGGAUGGAAAGAUCGUAUCUUUGCUAUCAUCUUUUACAUUCAUGUAAUUGGUGUAAUCAUUGUUGGAUUAGUAUUAGGCUUACCGGCCUUCAUUGCAUCGAUCAAAGAAAAUUCAUGGAAUCAACUCAAGCGAAUUCCAUUUGCUGAAGCUCAUUUAGGAGCAGGUUGUGCUGUAUUACGUAGUCAUCCUUCAUUGCUGUUGAUUGCCUUCAUCAUGCUCAUCGUUGAAUUGUUAUGGUUCUUCGUCUGGUGUCUUAUGGUAUUAGCAACCUUUGGAAAUAUAAGUCACUUUGUUACGGCAUGUGCUGUUGGUCAUUGGUGGUUCACUGGUGAAGGUAGUCGACAGUAUACCAUUGGGACGAGUGUGAGGCGAGCAUUUACCACUAAUUUUGGAACAAUCUGUCUCGGUUCUCUUCUUGAGGCUAUUAUCAAAGCUCUGCGCGCUUGUAUAAGCAAAGAUGGUCGCAAGAAUAUUAUUGCUGCUAUUGCUGAUUGUAUUCUUCAAAUACUUGAAAAACUUAUCGGUUAUCUCAAUGAAUGGGCAUUUAUUUAUGCAGCACUUACCGGUCAAACAUUUGUUGAAGCUGGUCGAAGCUUCAUUGAGUUGUUUAAAAAGCGUGGCUGGACAGCCAUAAUCAACGAUGUGCUCGUUGGAAGCACCAUGAUGAUUGUCAAUAUUGCCAUAGGCCUCACUUCUGCUAUAGUCGGUGGUCUCCUGAUCUACUUUUUUAUGUCAGAUUCACCAGAGAAAAUUAUAGCGAUUAUUAUGGCAUCAAUCGUCAGCUUUAUUAUCAGUUUAUUUAUGAGUGCACUUAUGGCAUCAGUUUUAAGUUCUUGUGUUCGCACAGUAUUCGUCUGCUUUGCUCUCAAUCCGGCGGCACUCGGCGCAACUCAUCCUGAUCAUUUACAAGCUUUAACCAAUGCUUGGCAUAAAUUUUAUCCGCAAGAAUUUGCCGUUAGUGGCUAUACUCAACAUUUACCGAAGCCAACUAUGACAAAAGACUUGUGA
Messenger RNA from Rotaria sp. Silwood2, 1140 nucleotides. NCBI's taxonomy places the organism in Eukaryota, Metazoa, Rotifera, Eurotatoria, Philodinida, Philodinidae. The record is from the annotation of a GenBank genome assembly.